CUGUCCCUGUCAGCUGUGAGGAAUGUGCGACACACACUGUGCAGCCCCCAUCUGAGGGUCCAGCCUGCAGCUUCAAGCUCUGGCUCAAGUUUUGAACAGAAAUCAUUCCUCCUUCCUCACCGUAGCCCACCACCGGGUGCUGCUGCUGCUGCUGCCGCUGCCGCUGAAUCGCCUUGCCCUAGUUUUCAAGGUGACCCUGCUGCAGGAUGUCUUCUACCCCAGAGCUGCCCCCUCUCCUCUUCACUGCGCUGCCCUCCUUCCCCACGGCCACUCCAGGAGUCCCGACUGUGGAGCUUAAUGCCACCUCCUGCCAGGAAUGGGAGCAGGCCCACCAUAUCCUCUUCCAUCUGGGGAGCCUGUCCCUGCUGCUGGGUCUGGUCAUCCCCACCACCCUGGGCCUGCACAUGAUCCUGCUGCGCCUCUUCCUGAUGACAGGAUGUGGUCUCUUCAUCGUGUGGGCGACUCUGUACAGGUGUAACCUGGAUGUGAUGGUUUGGAACGUGGUGUUCCUGGUGGUCAAUUUCAUGCACUUGGCCUUCCUCCUGUACAAGCGCAGACCGAUUAAGAUUGACAGGGAGCUGCGCUCAGUCUACAAGCGGAUGUUUGAGCCCCUCCAUGUGCAGGAGUCUCUGUUCCAGAGGCUCACAGGACAGUUCUGCACCAUCCAGACCCUGAAGAAAGGCCAGGCCUACGCUGCUGAGGACAAGACCUCUGUGGACGAACGCCUCAGCAUUCUGCUCAAAGGAAAGAUGAAGGUGUCAUACCGAGGCCAUUUCCUUCACAACAUCUACACCAAUUCAUUCAUUGACUCUCCAGAGUUCAGGUCCACUGAGAUGCACAGAGGAGAGAAGUUCCAGGUGACCAUCAUGGCAGAGGAGAACUGUAAGUUCCUGUGUUGGUCUCGAGAGAGGCUCACCUACUUCCUGGAGUCAGAUACUUUCCUCAAUGAGGUGUUCAGGUACCUCAUCGGCAAAGACAUCACCAACAAACUGUACUCUCUGAAUGACCCCACACUCAGUGACAAGGCAGUGAAGAAGAUGGACCGUCAGCCCAGCCUGUGCUCUCAGCUGUCUAUGAUGCAGAUGAGAAACAGCAUGGCGAGCACCAGUGACACUGAUGAUGUCCUUAACCAGAUCCUACGAGGAGGGUCUGCUGGAUCAUCGCUCCAAAAAUCACCUGGCACCAAGGCCUCCUCAAAGAUGAAACCCAUAGAGGAAGGCAUGGAGGAUGACGUCUUCGAAGAGUCUUGUAAUAUACCCAGCACUUCCACUGAUGAAAUGUAGCUAGCACUGCAAGAAUAUAUAGGAUGAAAUUUCUAUUAUAUAGGUCUGUUAGCUCUGCAACCAAACAACAAGAGCCUGAUUGAUACACAGGCAUGAGGGAAAUCAUCAUCUGUGCCAUUUUCUCAGUGAACUUAGAUCUGCCUAUAUUUUGGCAACAGAUGUCAGUACAGAAAUGUUAAAGAUAUGUUUAAGGUCAUUUAGAAACAAAUGUCUCCAGUACAUAGUUUAUCCACCACAAAGCACUGACAAGAUUAUUUUUUACUGUUAAAUGUAAAAUGUUGCAAAAUGUGCAUAUCUGCUUUGUUUAUGUGUUUAUGUAAAAAAAAAAAAGACAGAUAUAUUAUUAUCAGUUUUUUAAAGCUACCUUAAUUGAUUUCCUUGACCACUUGUGGGCAGCAGAUCAUGCUGUAAAACACAUAAUGGACAUAUUAUCACCUUACAAAGGCUUUGUGAUGACCAUUGUUUGCUAGCAAUAGCCCAUCGAACAGACACAAAUAACACAUGCCUUCCAAUCUAAGGUCAACUGUUUUAAUAUUUUCUUCAGAUUUUUAAAGAAAACAUGAAGGCAUGGUUUUUUUUAGAACUCAAAACAAAAUACAACCAUUUAAAUUUGUAUGCCCCUCCCUCAAGCCAAAGUAACAAACGUAAAUCCCUCCCCGGUGCUUAAAACAUUAUUUGACAUGCCCCCUUCAUAAAUAAUGAAGUCCCUUAGAGCUUUUUCCACUGAAAACAGCUGCCUGUUGGAGACAAGGCUGAUGAGAAUACUGAGACUGAACCAAAUAUAAAAAUGGGAGCUGGAAAACCAAAAUGAUGAGCUAAAAAAUAAAAUCUCUGUAGAGCUGAGGGGAAUGGCAGGAUUGGGAUAAUUCUUUGUGUGUUCAUCAUAAAGAGCGUUCACAUUACAUACAGUUAUUUGAUCUAUUGAUAAUGUGAAGACAUUGAUCAGUGCAGCUUUCAGUUCUCAAAUAUAAUUAUAAAAAAAAACAAAAUCUAAAACUAAACUAAACUAAAUCUGUCUCAGAAAUCCUGCACUGGUCAGGCUCUAACAACUGCUCAUAAGUGACAGAUCCAUAUAAACUCUUCAAAUUGUUUCUGAAAAACAUAACUGGUCAGCACUGAUGCAAAUCCAUUAUUAUGUUUUUGAUUAUGUAGACACAAACAUUUUCCUGUUUUAUCCACAAGCUCACAUUUCAUAACUUUCACAUCUUAAUCUUUGUUAGUGAGGAUUUUCUUUGGAAAUAUUAUUUUAUUUAACAAUGUAUUCUUUUUAAAACAUUUGAAAGAGACAGAAGUGCACUUUGGGUGUUAAAUAAACAUUUAAAGAAAAAAGA
This is a messenger RNA of Epinephelus fuscoguttatus (brown-marbled grouper), 2614 nucleotides long. It is a transcript of the gene popdc1, whose product is annotated as blood vessel epicardial substance. Gene Ontology annotation, cellular component: sarcolemma. NCBI's taxonomy places the organism in Eukaryota, Metazoa, Chordata, Actinopteri, Perciformes, Serranidae. Bases 207 to 1283 code for a protein of 358 amino acids. The record is from RefSeq and is a predicted model, not a curated record. Gene Ontology annotation, molecular function: cAMP binding. The transcript is spliced from 8 exons.